Molecule: messenger RNA, 10230 nt
Organism: Gadus morhua (Atlantic cod)
Lineage: Eukaryota; Metazoa; Chordata; Actinopteri; Gadiformes; Gadidae
Gene: zc3h12b
Product: zinc finger CCCH-type containing 12B
Exons: 6
Coding region: 1055-3667 (870 amino acids)
Cellular component (GO): cytoplasmic ribonucleoprotein granule; nucleus
Molecular function (GO): metal ion binding; RNA endonuclease activity; mRNA binding
Source: RefSeq, a predicted model, not a curated record
CUGACCGUGUUGCCAAUUUGUCCGUGUAUCCUUAAAUUCUUUUUACAAAACAGGCAUAAAUCGUUUAUGUCCAUCUUCUUUUUCUACUUCUUCGAACGUGCGCUCAGUUGAGUUAGUUUGAGAAUAGCUGUGCUUCGCACAACAUACGUCACAUACUACGUUGCUCUGAUUGGUUUUAGGUCUAUCCAAUUGAGCGAAGAGGCAUUUUCCUUCCUGGAUCCGCCCUAUAAUCACAGCCCAAUGGUUCGGUCUCAGACUCAUAUUCUGACUAGAAUUAUGAGUAUGACAUCGCCAGGCUACGGCUAAUGACUAAACAUCAGCUUUUCCGGUCUCAUUAAUAAUUGAAGGGCUGCAACCAGUGAUUAUCUGGAUCAUUAUUAACAGUGCCCGCCCGUCAGAAGACACCUGCACCCUUCUCCGUGCAUCAGAGAUGGAAAUAAUCUUCUGUGGCCAAAAAACAUGAGGGAACGAUCAUCUACUGGUAGGGGUGUUUCACCCUCAGCUGAAAGGCUCUGGGUUCAAACCCCGAUGCCCUAAGUCCUUCCUGUAGGCAUCCUCGAGCAAGAUGCCCUCUAGCCCCAACCUGUUCCCUACGAUUAGUCUGUGACAGCGUUCACACUAGACUUUUUCUUGGGCGGACAAAUGUCCGACACUAUUCCAGAAUAUCGGACAUUUGGAAUAUCUUCCGGACGUUAUUAAUAAUUAAAUAAUGCGUGCGUGCAAUCGGCCAAUGUCCGGCUAUAGCCGGCUAACGUGAACACUGGUCUGUGAGCUAAGUAGCAUGAUCAUACUCCUCAAUGAGUCCGGACCUUCUCCCCGUGUUCCUCUCCAGGGUUCCAGGGUGUGUCUGACCUGACCGGCACGUCACGGAGGAGACCACAUCGACCUUCUGUCCACCGCACUCUCUCCUCCCUCCCUCCCCUCCCCCCCUCCUCCUCCUCCCCCCAGCUAGAGCGGACCGCUGGGACAUGCCCCCGGGGCUGUGCUGGAGGUGAGGCAGCAUGCGCGGGACCGUGGCGAGGGCCGCGGCGGCGACCACGGCGAGGGGGACGUGAUGUCAACAUGGUCCACGGCGGAGCACAUCAACAUGGAGCAACGGCCCAGCAGGGGGGAGGACGAGCCCCGGGACCAGGGGUCUGAGGAGGGCAGCAGCUCCGACAGCGACCCCGACGACCAGGGAGGGACCCGCCUGCAGGUGACCCCAGGGGGCGGCGGGGGGGGGAGUGGCUGCCGACGGCGGGACCCGCUGGUGGCCAAGCCCCAUCGCCAGCUGUGCCGCUCGCCCUGCCUGGACCGGCCUAGCUUCUCCCAGAGCAGCACCGCGCACGACCUCCGCACCGACGACGGCGCCAACGCCGCCGCCGCGGCGGCGUCUCCGCCGGUCGGCGCGCGCCACCACGCCGGCGAGCGCGACUACCAGAGCAAGAUGGAGUUCGCCCUGAAGCUGGGCUACUCGGGCGUGCAGGUGGACACGGUGCUCCACAAGCUGGGUGCGGCGGCGCUCAUCAACGACGUGCUGGCCGAGCUGGUGCGCCUGGGCAACGCGCCGGAGCCCGAGGCCAAGGCCGGUGGCGCCGGCACGGCCAGGGCCGCCGCGGGGCCCCGGGCCCCCUGCGUCACCGAGGCCCCCAGCCCCGAGGUCUCCCUGGAGGAGGAGCCGUGCGAGACCUGCGAGAAUCUGCGGCCCAUUGUGGUGGACGGCUCCAACGUGGCCAUGAGCCAUGGGAACAAGGAGGUGUUCUCGUGCCGGGGCAUCCAGCUGGCCAUCGAGUGGUUCCUGGAGAAGGGACACCGGGACAUCACCGUGUUCGUCCCCACCUGGAGGAAGGAGCAGUCCCGCCCGGACGCCCUCAUCACAGACCAGGAGAUCCUGCGGCGGCUGGAGAAGGAGAAGCUGCUGGUGUUCACGCCGUCGCGACGCGUGCAGGGCCGGCGCGUGGUCUGCUACGACGACCGCUUCAUCGUCAAGCUGGCCUACGACUCGGACGGCAUCAUCGUGUCCAACGACAACUACCGCGACCUGCAGAACGAGAAGCCCGAGUGGAAGACCUUCAUCGAGGAGAGGCUCCUCAUGUACUCCUUCGUCAACGACAAGUUCAUGCCACCUGACGACCCCCUGGGGAGACACGGGCCGAGCCUGGAGAACUUCCUCCGCAAGCGGCCCGUGGUCCCGGAGCAUAAAAAGCAGCCGUGCCCCUAUGGUAAGAAGUGCACAUACGGCCACAAGUGUAAGUACUACCACCCCGAGCGCGUCAACCAGCCGCAGCGCUCCGUGGCCGACGAGCUGCGCGCCUUCGCCAAGCUGUCGGCCGUGAAGACCAUGAGCGAGGGCGCGCUGGUCAAGUGCGGCCUGGGCCCGGCCGGCGCCAAGGAGGGCGGCGGCGGCUCGGAGGCCAAGCGCGUAGCGCCCAAGCGCCAGUCGGACCCCAGCAUCCGCUCCCCGGCCUGCGAGCCCGAGGAGACGGCGCCGUCGCCCCUUGCCGCCGCCCGCAAGCCGGAGGCGAGCUCCGUGCCUUCGCUGGUGUCGGCGCUGAGCGUGCCCACCAUGCAGCCCGCCAAGAGCCACGCACCCGGCGCCCUGAACACGCGCUCCGCCAGCAGCCCCGUGCCGGGCUCCAUGCACUUCUCCCACAGCUCCCUGGAGCACAUGUCCAGCGUGCACUACCCGCCCAUCCUGGUGACCAACAGCCACGGGGCCUCGGUCACCUACAGCGACCAGUUCCCCAAGUACGACUCGGUCAGCGACCACGGCUACUACUCGCUGCACAGCGACUUCUCCACCAUGAGCAUGGGCAGCAUGCAGAACGUGGACAGCUUCUGCAGCAUGGAGCACGAGCACGGGGGGGGCGGGGCCUACCAGCGGCCGGGCCCGGGCCGCCGCCCCGAGUCCUGCCUCAGCCACUCCAACAGCGACUCCUUCUCCUCCUACGGGGACCACUACCCCGGCUCGGGGGACGGCAGCCUGGAGGAGAGUCUGAAGGGGCCACGGCCGCCCUCGCUGAGCCAGGCGCAGAUCCACGCCUUCUCCCACGGCUUCCACCGGGACGCCCUGACCCGCGUGCACAGCUACGGCCCAGAGGAGCCCAAGCCGGGGCUCCGCAAGGCGGGCGGCGGGCACCUGGCGCCCCACAUCCAGCACGUGCCGGUGGGCGCGCGGUCCAGCUGCCCCGGGGACUACCCCCAGACGCAGAGCGUCCUGCCGCCGCUGUCGGCGCAGCCCGCCCGCUCGCUGGGCAUGACGCGCAUGGACAGCAUCUCGGACUCGCGGCUGUACGAGAGCAACCCCAUGCGGCAGCGCGGGCGGCCCCCGCUGUGCCGCGAGCAGCACGCCAGCUGGGACCCGCUGCCCUGCGUGGGCGGCGACUCGUACGGGUACCACUCGUACCCGCUGAGCGCCGGCCUCGUGCCGUGCUGCGAGCGCGUCAUGGUGCGCAGCAUGCCCGACAAGAUGGAGCAGAUCUGGAAGUCGCCGUGGGAGACGCCGCCGCCGCCGCCGCCCGCCGCCGAGCGCCACGUGGCCCCGGAGCAGCGGUACCAGACGUACCGCAACCUGUGCAACAUCUUCCCGGCGUACGUGGUGCACGCCGUCAUGGAGAAGAACCCCCACCUGAGCGACCCGCAGCAGCUGGCCGCCGUGAUCGUCACCAAGCUGAGGUCCUGUCACUGAGUGCCGGCACGUUCGUUCACAUUGCCCACAAUGCCCUGGGGCCGCUCAUUGGGUGUUUGGCGCGUUUGGGUGGACGACGGUGUGUUUGUUUGUUUUUCGGAUGACGGUGGCACUUUGAGCCACGUUUCCCGGGUGUUGUGUUAACUGGAGCAACACUGCCCUCAAGAGGAUCUGGAAAGUACUGCAGUGCGACGAGUCACUCAGAGAACUCCGUAAGUAAAAGUCAAUCCAACGUUUGGAUGUUUGACGCAGGAAAAACCAAGACUGAAUAUCUUUUGUCGUGCAUUUUCAUAUUCUCUCAUUUUAAAACUCGGACCGGGACACACAACACCUGGGGCGCUUCAUAACAGCCACGUAGCACAUGCAUGGAAAACAUCCGACUUUAUACUAAAUAUACAGUUAUAUAUUGUAUAUAUCCACAUUAUGUCUUAAAGCUUUUCAAGAUUCUGACCAUUCUCCACUCUGUUGCUCAACAUGAUGCAGCUCAUAAUUAGUAUUAAAAAAGGCAUAUCUGCAACGAUCAUUAACAUCACGUGGCUACCUGAGGCCAUGCUCUCACGAUGACCCAAGAACUACUGUUGACCACCAGCUCCGUCAAUGAGGCCAUUAGCCCAUGAUACGACACAAGCUAGCAAAGUGAGGCACACGCACUUGCCCUCGAAAUGACCCCUGGAUUCAUCUCAACAGCAAGAUUCAUCGGACAUCCUGAUUCAGGCGUGAAUCAGACGCUUCAGUGCGUCCCCCCAGGUUGUUGAUGUGUGUCCGACACGGGGGUUUGACGUACGCGCGAGGUGACCGAAGUCUUGCGCGUUGUUUGUUGUCGUGUUUCCUCGGAGGAGCGCGAGGGAGGCUGCUUCUUACCUCACAGCAUGACGCCUUAUCUCCCACCGACCCAUGCUUCAGCCACCCCCUCGUCUGCUGCUCUGCCUCCUCCUCCUCCGCCCGCCCGCCACAUGUAAAGAUCUAUUUUCUCAGUUUCACCUCACAAAGCUACUAUUUUGGUAGGACUGAAAAGGCUCGGACCCGGGAACGCACACGUCUUUGUACAUAGAAUUCACACCAAGCCAUCAUUUCAGACAUUAAUACGCUGCUAAACAAUGCCAAAAAAUGAAUCUAUUUAGUGUAUUUACUACUAUUCAUUUAGGGAGCAGGGCAACAGGGAGAAGGUGGGAGCAGGGCUAGGCAUCACCGUAAGUGGUAGUCUGAGGACAUGGGGAUCGAACCCCCCGGGUUGCGAGUCCAACACCCGAGGCGCCACAGCUCCAUCCUGGCCCAGAGUUCUUCUCCCGGGUUGGAGGGUUCAACCGAAUCAUAGAUGUUGUUUCAACAGUUCAUUUGGUGUCGUUUUCCGUCCGGUGUAUUUAUUGCAGAUUCAGGAUUUUCUAACAUAUAUAUUUCUGUAAGAUGUUUCUAUGAUGCUCAAAGUUGGCACAAUUUAGAUUUGCCCGAAUUAAUUUUGUCGGAAUAUCGAGGGAUAUUUCUCAAUGGAAAAGUAUAUCGCAAGGAGGUCUGCAACUAUAUUAACCGUAUAAAAAAAUGUUUGUAAAAAAGUAUUUUAUGCUAACCGAGCAACGCUCGGAUUGUGGUCGUAACUUCACCCACAACGGCUCCACCGCUCAAAACAUAAACCGGAGAAGGUUUCUCGAUGUGGGGAGACUGCUUUCUACUCUCUGCUUUUUCACAAAGUAGGAAGAAGAAUCUUAUUGCCUUGCAGUCUAGUACACUCACAUGUUCACUUUAACUCGAUGGUCCACCUCUACCCCGUGUCCCAGUCAGCUCGGAGCCGUACCGUUAAAGAUGGCGCUGGCUCUGCUGAACCCGGACCUUAUUGCUUUACAAAGGGACGUACCAUUGGACUCGGUUCUCGUGAUGCACUUUGAUAUCCAGCACAUUGAGCUUCUAAUGUUGACUUUCGUCUGUGCCAUUUCAAUACAUGUAAAUAUGUGCUAAAUAUACAUUAUAGUUGUCGUAGUGUCACCGAGUCGGUUGUAUUCGAGAAUCCCGCCCCGCAUACACGACAUCGUACCAGCCAUGUAUAGAAUGGUACGCACCAAGAAUGGGGACGCCAUGUUCCACGUCUAACAAGGCUUGGGUUUGUUCCUGAAGCCUAACCUAAUUCGUCCAAGAAGUCCGCUAUAGUAGGUGUCCGAGUUAGGCCCGGGGCCUGGCGGUUAAAGAGCCUUGGACGUUACUAAUAACGACCGACGUAACACCGCGACUCGCCGCUCACAUUAGUAAAAAAACGCUCCGAAGUUUCAGUUGGUGACAUCAGUGCCUUGCUACAGUCCGCGUUGCUUAGCGACCAGGUGUUUACCUCGUCAUCACAGGAGGUGGUACUUUACCGCGUUUACAAGUAUCUGACACACAGCCACAGACGCAUGCGGCCGUCCGGUGGCGUAACGAGGCGUUGCUACGGGCAACACCAUAGUAUCUGGUGGAUGGCGUCUGGCUCUGGGGCCACUGGGGGAACGCAGUGGGCCGAGCCAGCCUUAACGCCGGGUUAACUAGGCGUCUUUUAAACAGGAAUACCACUUAAUCCGAUCACUUGAGGUGGUUUUAUAAUCCUUAGAAUAAACAUCAUGGUUUUGUUGUAUAGGAAGUGAAUCGAGAGUUGCCACUAUUUUCAGCUAUCAAAUUAAUUAAGAUAUUUAAUCAAUAGACGUACGUGAAUGUGAUGAAGACAAUAAAAUAACAAGUAUACCUUUGGCGUUGGGCCAAAUACAAGUACAGUACUAACGUCAUUUUUAACUAAACAAAUCUAAAGCUGCACAUUUAAUAACACCACACUACUACAUUUCCCGAAAACAAAGUGGUAUUAGUCUUAAUCUAGUUUUUUAAUCAAGCCUAAACUAGACUUAUCGUGCUUUAGAACGUGUACAUUUCUCUAAAUGCUGUGUGAAAGUGCUUAGAUGUACAGUUAGGAGGAAAGAAAAAACCCUUAUUUGAUUGUUGCUCUCCCCAAAGGACUUUUUGGGUUCUGAGGACUUAGUUUUUUCAUGGAGUGGGAUAGAGGCGUCCUAUCCACUCAUGAGAAGGUGAACAUAACUGCCUAAAUGUUUCCUCCUGUGAAACAAUUGGAUCGCAAAGGCUGCCGUCAAGGUUGUUUCUGGCAUUUGGCUUAGGGUUUGCGGGCCAUUCCUUCCCACUUCCCCUACAUCCUUCUACCCUUCCCCUACAGCCUUCUCCACUUUCUCCUACACCCUUCUCCACUUCCCCUACUACAUCCAUCUCCACUUCAUCCUACAUCGUUCUCUACUUCAUCGUCCUCCUCUCCCUCCUCCAUCUCAGCCACCCUUCUAAGUAAUAGACCAUUAAGGCCAUCAUAUCCCGAGCAAAAGGUGUGGUGCUAGCCUUUGUUAGCCGAGGAUGCUCACGAUGAGGCUUGCAACCAAAUUGAUUUGAUUGUUUACCUCAUGGUAGCAUGAUGCUACAUUGUAUUUCGAUAUGUAAAAUUGAAUUAGAAUUGAAUAAUUGUAAAUGCCCAACACACCCACAUACACCCACAUAUAUGAGACAGGGAUCUUUACAGGCAAAAAAUAUGUAGCUAAUUAAAACAAUAAUUUCAACUGCUGAUUUGUACUAGCCGUCGACUCACCAACAGAGGGCAGUGUUGGGCUGGCUGUCCCUUGGUACCGCAACCCUUGCUCACCGGUCUGUUGCGUCACUCCACCCCUGAAAGUGCGACUUGCAGGUUGGCAGCCCGUUUAUUCAAAAUGUAGAAAAAGAAAGACCUACAAUUUAUUUGUUUUGCUACCCACACGUUAGUGAUCCGGGGAUGCCAGUCUGUCAGGUGCCCUUCACUUUUCCACCAUGCACCCAAUGCGCACCAUGCGUUGCGCACCGUAUCGCCUGGAGGGAAAGGGGCGUGCCCAGCUCCCUCCCAUACCCUCCAUCUUGUUUAAAGGCCGCAAACAGCUAAGCCACAAAUGUCUAGAAUUGACUUUUGCUUGUUGAUACAAAUUGUAUCUAUAACUUGAUUGUAAAAUACAUUUAAAAAAUAAAAAAAAGUUGAAAAAAACUAAACAAAAGAACUGUAAAGUGUAAAGCUAGUUUUAUUUAAAUGUAGCGAAGAAAACCUUAACCGCCAUAACGUUUGUGACACCGUGUGUCACUGGGAGUAGCCCAUUAGUAUGUACUAACACUCUCGGGGUACAGCAGUUUGUUAUUUAAAGGGGCAUUCUAGUGCUACACGAGUACUACACAGUACACAGAUACCUGUGUACACAGAUAGCAGUACGUGCUGUGGCCUCUGUACAUAUUCUUGUGUGUGUAUAUACUUGUAUGCAAAGUUAAAGGUGUAGUGUGGGGACUUUAGUGGCAUCUAGUGGAGCAAACUCGUCAGGAUUGGAUUUUUUUAAUUAGUGUUUAACCCCGUUCAAAUAGGAGUCAUAUUUUCGUCACCUUAGAUUGAGCCCUGUUCCACUGCAAUUUCUACAGCAGCCAAGAAUGGACAAAUUACUCUAGAGAGGAUGCGUUUUUAUAAAACGCUACCACAAUGAGGAACAACUAACAAUCCUAAUCAGCUUCCCCUAAGUACUAUAUUUUUACAGACUGAAUAACUAGACACAAUUCAUAAAUCUAUAUCAAGGGACCUCAUCACUUGACACUUGGCAACUUGAUGCUGUCGCAGACCAUCAUUUUUGGUCGCAAUCUGAAACCUCAUUGCAAGACGACACUAAAUUCUCAUAUAUAGCACCUUUAACUUUAAAAGUAAAACAAAUUUUAAAAUAACUUGUUAUAGCUGGAUGGCCAUGCAACAGGUAUUGAUAGCAUGUGUACCGCAGAACCACAUGCUAUCCAUUUGCUUAUCUUUUAGCAUGCUAAUGCUAAAAUGCUAGCACCCUAGCGUACUAACACAAUCCCAUGUACUAGCCUUAUCCUACAUCCAUGGAAUAGCGUGCUUGACCAUUAGCAUGCUAACCUGAAAAUUCUCACAUGAUAGCAUGCUAAUGCACUGGCACGCUAAGAUAGGCCUACUUGCAUGGUAACAAGCACUAGCAAGAAUUUCCUUACAUUUACAUGCUAAAGCUUACCUGCUAGCCCACGAGAGCGCUGUGUGGUUUCUAAGGUGUGGCUAUGACGUUGCUAGGGUUCUCUGGGCCAAUGAUUGAAUAAGAAGUUCUGAAUGUGAACCAGUGCACCUGGGUUAAAUUGUGCUCUCUCCACCCUAGUGUUAAUGCUGUAUAGAUAUUAUAUCGUCAGUCCGUUUCGUCAAACACGUUUGGAAGUGUAUUUGCUGCACAAGGAUUACUCUAUUUUGAAGGACAAAAUAAUAUUUUGUUGUACUAUUAAGGUUGAGAUGGUGGACACAAAAAUGUCUGCUGUUUAUUGAAUGAACAAUAACCCAGUGUGUUGAUAAAGUAGGUGUGUUGAACCGUGUUUUUUUUUACCGAGCUUCUUUCACUAAAAGUAGUUCACUUGUUCAUAUAUUAAUUGGAUGGUCUUGCUUACCCCUGUGACUCACAGAAAGUCAACUAUUGACACUUUUUAGCUGGAGUUAAUUUUGUUGCUAUCGAGUGUGUGUUGUCGGUCCAAGUCAAUUGUUCAGUUGAUGUGACCCAAACCAAAGUGUUUUUAGUGUGUAACCAAGUUGUACAGACACAAUGCAAAUGCAGUAAUGUACAAAAAUAUAUAUAUAUUGGCUAUUUACAGAGACGCACACACUCGCCAUCAAACAGAGUUUACACAUACAAUGCUGCCAGUAUUCUAGUAGUUUGGUUAAAUUAAACAGAAGAAGAUGAUUGGUUCUCUCGGUGUGAAAAAAAGCCAAAUUUUCCUCCGCAAAUUGAGUACAGAGGAUUUGUCCACCGAUCGUUUUAUAGAGUCUGGAAAUGUAACUUAGUGAUCCACAUAUUUGACCCCAAUCCAUUUGGGAUGGAAGGGCAUUUUGGUCAGACGUUCACAAAACAACACUUUUAUACAGACAACAUUGUACACCCUAUGAAGCCGUAGUAUUAUGGUUAUUAGGGGGAGUCACCUCAUCAGGUGGCCUCCCAAAUAUAUUUUUCCAUGUCCAUUUGGAAUUCAUUAAAUAUUCUAUAUUCAUACAUGUGAGAGAACAGAGAGAGGUGUGCAGUCAGGUUGAAUACUACAGAUUUCUAGAUAAAGAUUACUAGACAGUUGUGUUUUUAUUUCCAAGUGGAAAUGAAAACGAAUUGCAAUUAGCUCACGAAUUUGAAGUAACAUACAGACAACAGACAACACUCAGGUAUAAACAAACAAAAUCACUCAACGCUACAAAGGUCCUUGGUUUUGGAAAGUGAACUCUAAUUAAAAUGUGAUGAACUUCAAUUGAUAAAGUCCAGGUCUGACGUUCUUAAUGGAAUAAUUUGAAGUGUUGUGUAAAUUGUGUUUGCGAUGUAACGCAAGACAAAGGAAUGGGGCUGUUGUGUUGUUUUGAUGCGCUGCUGUGUAUAUCCUGUACUCCUCACUGAAUGGACAGCAUCACUUUUUAUGGACCAAAAAUAUCCAAUGGACUCUUUGGGUCUCGAACUCAAACAAAAUGUAAGUCUUAAGGACAAUGUGUUUCCCUCCAUAAAUAAAGUAUAACUCUUUUCAAGCUG